CUGCCAAUACAGUUUAACUGAAACCUUAACAUCAUCAUGCCACGCCGCAAACAUCAAUUCCUCGAAGAUGAUGAUUCCGACUCUUCAGAAGGCUCAGAAGCUGAAGUUAACCUAGACAACAAUGAUCCAGACAUUCGUGCUGAGCGCGCCCUCUUUGAAAAUUCACACAAACGACGUCGGAAGAAUGGUAAAGAAGACGCAAUUUACGGUGUAUUUGGUAGCGACAGUGAGGAUGAAGACCACGGCGGCCUAGGCCCGAAACGCAAGAGAAGCGACUGGACGAAGGCUCCUGCGUUUGUCGCAAAGGGACAAGUAGAUUUGGAGAAGGAUAUGGAGGCGCAGGAGGAUGAGGCAGGGGAUGGGGAAGGGGAAGAAGUGGUUGAUGAAGCGGAUGGGGUCGACAGUUCCUGUGAUGACAUCGAGCAAGCUGAAUAUGCCGAGGAUGAUGAGGAUGAGGAUGGACUUUCAGCGCCUUCUUCACCCCGGAUACGAGAUCAAGAGGAGGUCGAACCACCAGAGCGGCCAGCGUUUGCCGGCCUUGGCUCAACUAGAGCUGAGCCAGAACUUUCAAUGCAAAACUUUACGAGAGGCGGUAUAGGAUCGUCGAAAGGUGGAUUUGGCUCAAAAGGUGGGAUAGGUUCUGCUAAGGGUGGUUUAGGCAAUUCUACGAGACUUGGAUCUGCGACUGUAGGUAUGGGGUUCACGAAAGGUGUGCUCCAUCUGAGCCUGCUAUCGCUUUCCCCCGCUCCUACCAAACUAGCGUCUACAUCCGAGUUGCCAACCGCCUUUGGUGGUAAUAGCGCCCCUCGGGCCCAACGUUCUUUUCUCCGUAGCGGGACUUCCUCUACGAGCAAACCAUCCACUCCGUUGCCUGCACAUGAGCAAGCACACUUCAACAAGAUUGGAAGUACCCUCGGUGCUCAAAUGCUUGCAAAGAUGGGAUGGCAGGCUGGUACAGGUCUCGGCGCGACCGGGGACGGUAUCGUCAUCCCAAUCGAGAGCAAAUUGCGCCCGAGGAAAAUGGGUAUUGCGUUCAAGGGGUACAGGGAGAAGACGGAGCAAAGCAAGCUUGAGGCUAAAAGGAGGGGAGAAGUAGUCAGCAAUGAUGAGGAAGAGGUCCGGCCGGGACAGAAGAAGAAGGGCAAUGCGAAAGAGAAUAGGAGUGACGCUUGGAAGAAGCCAAAGAAGGUGAAGACUAAGGUGGAGCACAAAACGUACGAACAAAUCGUUGCAGAGGCUGGUCAGGAGCCCGCCGCAUCCGGUAUUGGUCAAAUCAUUGAUGCAACUGGUAGAACGCCUCGUGAAGUCGCAUCACUUGCCGACAUAUCUUUGUCAUCGUGGACGCCAUCAACUGAUCCUACUCGCAUACCGGAGGUACGGCAUAACCUGCGACUUAUUGAAGACGCAUGCAAGAAUGAUCUUGACGGACUCGCCCGUGAAGCCAAGGCUCUCGAGGAACGCAAAAGAUUUAUUGCUCAAGAAAACAUUCGGCUGCAAAAGAAAGUUACUGAUGAGGCUGAACUCAUUACACGACUACAGCAGGUAAAACUUGUCGUGGACGAUAUUGGCGCAAAGGCAAAGGAGCUAGCGUCUGUUUAUGAGGCGACCUUGGAUGAUUUUUCGCCUUUGUUUUCCACACUGCUGGUGCAGUACCCCACAGAGUUCGACAGAUAUCGGUUAGACGAGAUUGUUGUUGCAGCAAUCACGCCGAUAGUCAGACGCAUCGUUACCCAAUGGAAUCCACUCCAGGAUCCUUCAGGCUUGGUCGCAACCUUCCGUACAUGGAAGCAAGCGCUGAAAGUCAACUCUGUUGACAAACCACCAGAUACUCAGAUUGACAUAUAUGGUGCUCACACUGUGGCAAUCUCUCCUGCUAUUGAAAAGCCCAUGACUCCCUUUGAGUCCCUUCUAUGGAAUGUAUGGCUACCCAAAGUCCGUACCUGCCUUAACAACGAAUGGUCACCUGAGUGCCCCACGCCAGCUGUGAAGUUGUAUGAGGCAUGGUCGACAUUCCUCCCACCAUUUGUGCGCGAUAACAUACUUGACCAACUCAUACUACCCAAAGUGAGCAAAGCCGUUGCAGAUUGGAGCCCCAAGCGUAGUACGGUGUCCUUACACGCGCUUGUAUUCCCUUGGCUCCCAUACCUCGGUCUGCGUAUUGACGGUGUUCUGGGUGAUGCGCAAAGGAAGGUUAAGAGUCUUCUCAGGAGUUGGGUACCAGCAGACGGCGCACUAAAGGACCUCGAUGGAUGGAGGGAGGUUUUCGACACAGGCGAGUGGGACGCAAUGCUCCUCAAGUAUGUUGUACCAAAAUUGGGCUCGUUGUUGCGCGACGAGUUCCGUAUCAACCCCCGCAACCAGGAUAUGGAACCAUUGAAGCAUGUUCUCGUGUGGGCCACGCUUCUCCGUGGAAGUGUAUUUGUCCAACUGCUAGAAACCGAGUUCUUCCCGAAGUGGCUGGAUGUACUACACAUUUGGCUCAUACAGCCAAAGGUCAGUUUCGAGGAAGUUGCACAGUGGUAUUCCUUUUGGAAGAGCAGUUUCCCGGAUGGUGUACAGUCUAUGCCCGGUGUUGCACGUGGAUUCACUCGCGGGUUGCAACUUAUGAACACAGCUAUCGAGCUCGGCCCCGAUGCGCCUACGAUGCUGAAACGUCCGGAUAUACGUGCGGAACAGGCGAUUACAAAUGCGUCUAUGAAGAAGCCAACUGCAACAAAAGUCGCUCCUGCGCGGGUUCAAGAAAUCACCUUCCGCUCGAUUGUGGAGGAGUUUGCUGCGUCGCACAAUCUCUUAUUUAUUCCUACGGGGCGCGCCCAUGAGAAGUCGAGGAUGCCGUUGUUCCGCGUCUCAUCCAGCAUUGGAGGGAAAGGAGGCUUGCUUGUUUAUGUACAAGACGAUGCUGUUUGGGCGCCUGAUGGGAAUGAGUAUAGGGCAAUUACCUUGGAGGAUAUGGUUCUUAGGGCCAACAAGUAGGGACGUUCAGCAGUAAUACAUGUCCUAGACGCACAUAGGCAGUGACUUGGAUCUGAUGGCGGCGUGCGCAUUCAAGACGCGAUGUGAUGGUCAGGUGACCAACUU
This is a messenger RNA of Suillus subaureus, 3078 nucleotides long. Its product is annotated as GC-rich sequence DNA-binding factor-like protein-domain-containing protein. The transcript is spliced from 4 exons. The record is from RefSeq and is a predicted model, not a curated record. Gene Ontology annotation, molecular function: nucleic acid binding. Bases 37 to 2973 code for a protein of 978 amino acids. NCBI's taxonomy places the organism in Eukaryota, Fungi, Basidiomycota, Agaricomycetes, Boletales, Suillaceae. Gene Ontology annotation, cellular component: U2-type post-mRNA release spliceosomal complex. Gene Ontology annotation, biological process: spliceosomal complex disassembly.